UUUAAAACUUAAAUUAUUAAAAUUACAAAAUGGAUUUGUGUCCACAGCAAACGAUCGAUGAAGAAAAUCAUUUCACUUUUUUAUUGUAUAAUGCGAUUUGUUCAAAAGACGGAAAUAUUGUAAUAUGUCCAAUAUCAAUAAAUAUAAUGCUGGCUGUAAUUUAUCUAGGAUCAAGCGAUGAAACAUCACUUGAGAUUGAAAAAUUAUUAAAAUUAAAAUCAUCAGAUAAAUCUCAAAUUGCUGAAUGUUAUACGAACUUCUUAAAACAAUUCGAUCAUUUAAAAGAAAUUUCAUUGAAUAUUAUCAAUAAAAUCUACAUCAAAAAUGAUUAUGAACUUUUGGAUGUGUUCAAAGAAACUGCCGGUCAAUAUUUUUAUACCGAAAUCGAAACGGUUAAUUUUACGGAUCCAAAUAUUUUGAGUAAAAUAAAUCAUUGGAUUACUGAGAAAACAAAUCAACGUUUAAAAUCAGUUAUCGAUUCAAUCUGUCCAAAUGAUAUUAUGCUUAUAAUCAAUACAAUUUAUUUUAAUGCAUUAUGGGAAAAUGAAUUUAAUAUUUCUAAACAUUCAAUUGAAUUUCAAAUUAACGAAACUGAAAUAAUUGAAGUACCGCAUUUAUUUCGAAAAGAUUUUUUUAAUUAUUAUUGUGAUCCAGAAACGAAAUUAAAAAUAUUGGAAAUACCAUACAAGGAUGAACAAUUUUCAUUUGUUUUAUUUCUUCCAAAAGACGUUAAUGAUUGGAAAGAUUUUGAUCUGUCUAAAAUCAAUUAUAAAGGAAAAUUAGAAGAGAACUUAGUAAAAGUAUCGAUACCAAUGUUUAAAAUUGAACAGUCUCAUGAUUUAACAUGCAUUUUACAAGAGUUGGGUAUGAAAACAGCAUUUAAUAACAGCGCAAAUUUGACUGAAAUGGCAAAACCACAUCAAGAACCUCUUAAAAUUAGUAAAAUUAUUCAAAAAAACUCAAUUAUUGUCAGUGAAAAAGGAACAGAAGCAUCUACUGCAUCACCUGGUAUUAUCAAAAUGAAAUUAUCAUCAUCUGAAACAUUUAACGCUGAUCACCCAUUUUUCUUUUUGAUUCAACACAAACCAACGAAUUCGAUAUUAUAUAUAGGACGUGUUGUCAACCCAAAUAUAUAAUUUAAAAAAAGAUUUAUUGAAACUUUUUGAAAUUUAUGUAAUGUUAUAAUGCUUUCUUUUAUAACCGCUAGAUAGAGUUUCUCUUAGAUAUGACAAAAGCUUUUUAUAAACAAAUGAACAACAAACAAUCUAACUGCUUAUCGUAAACCUAGAAAAAAAUGUAUUUAUCGUCGCUAACCUAAGGCAUAUGCUUCUAAAAAUUAUCUCAAGAAGAAAUUUUGAUAGUAAGCACAGGUUGUGCGAACAUUAAGAGCUGAAACUGCUAAAUUAUUGACAGUGAAAACUCGUUUUAUCGUGUAUCUCUACAACUGUAGAAACCUUAAACUGUCAAGGGUUUUUUAUUGUCAAAAUUCUAUAUCUAAUCUUGUGUCAACUGCUAAUUUUGGGAGACCUUUAUGUAUUAAAAAUUGAUGGUCAU
Chrysoperla carnea is the source of this 1554-nucleotide messenger RNA. Its product is annotated as ovalbumin-related protein X-like. The coding region runs from base 30 to 1136 and encodes 368 amino acids. Lineage: Eukaryota; Metazoa; Arthropoda; Insecta; Neuroptera; Chrysopidae. Gene Ontology annotation, molecular function: serine-type endopeptidase inhibitor activity. The transcript is spliced from 4 exons. The record is from RefSeq and is a predicted model, not a curated record.